Molecule: messenger RNA, 1110 nt
Organism: Desarmillaria tabescens
Lineage: Eukaryota; Fungi; Basidiomycota; Agaricomycetes; Agaricales; Physalacriaceae
Exons: 12
Coding region: 169-1038 (289 amino acids)
Source: RefSeq, a predicted model, not a curated record
CCUCAUUUUCAUGCCAUAAGUUCAUCUCUCGACACUCUCAACUCGUCCUAUCGCUUCACCAAACUGGCCGUUCAAACAUAAAUACUGUUCAUCUCCCCGGGCAGAUUUCCAUCCCAAGCUGAAACCUUCUACAUUUGCCUGGGGGGGUGAGGAACAUAUCGAAUGUUAAUGGUGGUGACGCGCUUGACUGUCGAUCUUAACAUGGGUUCUGCCUCCGCUAUCGCAUUUCUUCUUUGGGAACUCGCGAUAACAUUCGACCGUGAGGUGGAUUUUAUUUGGCCCAAACCGAGAACCUCUUGGAUUAAGUGGGCAUUUCUCUUUGCUCGAUACUUUCCUCUCUUGGCCGGAACUUGUGGCCGUGUUAUCGAUUCCUUGGUCUUGUAUAAGGAUCCAAUUCCCAUAUCGCUCAAUGCCUUGCGCAUCUGGUAUAUCUGUCAGGUUCUAGUACUCUAUCUGAUGAUGCUGGGAGCGGAAAUUGUUAUGAUGGCUCGAGUCUAUGCGUUGUAUAAUCGCAAUCGAUAUAUUGGAGGGGUGUUCCUUCUCCUUCUUGUUGGUGAAAGUACAUCGGUCAUAGUUGGCCUCGCGCUCAAUUUGCCAAGCAAAAAUUUCGAUUCUGGCGACCUAAUAACAACCUCCUCGGACUCUUACAUUUAUUUCGGAGUCUCGGCAAUGAUUUCACAAGUGGUCAUUCUUGCUUUUUCUAUAUAUCGAUAUAUCCGUGGGGACUGGAGAGGCGUUCCAUUAGUCUCCCUCAUGAUUCGGGACGGAACUCUUGCCUUUGGAGUACUUUUCUUCGUUUCUUGUCUGCUGGUUAUUUAUACGGCAAUGGAUCUCACCUAUUCCACACCCACAUCUGCAUGGCUGAUCAACUUCAUUUCAGCGGCUGAGUGCCGACUCAUUCUGAAUUUGCAGGAGAUUCCUCUUCCAAAUAGUACUUACCGGACUUCUGAUACACCGCUGACGACAUUCCUCGUGGACAAUAGUCGACUAGCAACGACUGCAGAUCUGGAAAAUCAAACAAACGUUACAACCCCAUGACAUUCACACCCUUUUAAGUCUACCAUGGCACUGUAUAUACUAGCAUCAUCUGUACUAUAUCAAUUGGGCGGA